Rhinocladiella mackenziei CBS 650.93 is the source of this 945-nucleotide messenger RNA. RefSeq lists its product as uncharacterized. The transcript has a single exon. NCBI's taxonomy places the organism in Eukaryota, Fungi, Ascomycota, Eurotiomycetes, Chaetothyriales, Herpotrichiellaceae. The coding region runs from base 1 to 945 and encodes 314 amino acids. The record is from RefSeq and is a predicted model, not a curated record.
AUGUCAAAACGUCUUCUAUACUUCACUCCCACACAAGCGAUCUUCAUAUGUAUGCUUGGAGAGGCUCCAGAAGAAAUAGAUUUGCUCGUCCCUCUCAAAGUUCGGAAAAACUAUGCCAAAAACCUUGGCCAGAACACAGAUCUAUACUGCUAUCUUAACCGCCAUGUGCUCUCGCCCUACCCCGACAUUCCAAUUCGAAGCUGGAAACAUCAGACAUUCUUAUUCUCUUUACAACUAAGGGAAUAUCAAUCAAGAGACUUGACGUAUGAUUCGGAUGCGUUGGACGCAUUUCGGGGCAUUCUGACAACGUCACCUUACAGAAGCUUAUGGGGAAUCCCGAUGUAUCAUGAUUAUUACGAAAAGCCGUCUCCUCAAAAGGACAAAGUCCCAGAGGAUCGCUUGUUCAAGCCCUCAUUAGGUUUCCUGCACGGAUUAUUAUGGUUAACCUACCACGAAACGGCGACUGCGACCACUGGCCAGCGACGGAGAAACAUGUUUCCAUCAUGGUCCUGGGCUUCUGCACGAGGUCCCGUUUGCAUGCCUCAGCACGCAAAGCAUCUUGCCUGGGAAGAGUUGUCGAGAUCCCGGCGUGUUGACGUAUUCGCAACUUCUAAAGAAGAAUGGUCGCUGGGGUUGCGCUACGAGGCAUCUUGUGUGGCAUACUCAGCUGAGAUUAUAAUAUUCUGGGAAGGUCGAACGAUGACUCUUGACUACUGGUGCCGAACUCAUAAAGAGGUCAUACUGCCAGAAACAUCCCAUGCUCUCCAGAUCAAGAGUUAUGUUUUCCACUGGCGUUGGCCUUCUCAGUCCACCUCGCCCUUGCUGGGGAGAUCUGCGGCCGUGGGCGCUCUACGGGAGCGAAUCGAUCUAGAGGCACCUCCUUGGACUUUCAUGCAAAACGUUGAUGAUGCCGCUAUCUAUCGUGCCUCUCACUAUAUAACCUAA